AUGUGGUCUUCAGAACAAAUGGAAGCCGCAUUGAAUGCCAUUCAUGGAAAUGAAGUGACUCCAGAAGUUCAUGACCAUAAUAAGGAGAACGAAACUGAACCAGCUGGAGUUUCAUUUACUGAUUUGAUACCAUUACCUGGACCAUCAGGAAUACAAACAGCAAAGAAGCAACAAUGCAUCAACAGGAAACAGCAUUCAGAGAUAUUUACAUCCACCCCACAGAAAACAACGUUAGAUGAGAAAACAGAAAGGAAACUACAGAAUAAGAUGAAAAAAGAUGCAAAAACUAAUGGUACUAAACGGAAGCUUGCAUCAGAUGAAGAUGAACCCAAUGAAACGCAAACAACUACUACAAUAAGAAAAAACCCUAAAAGAACCUGCAUAGAGGCAUUGGCGUUAACAGUGGACAAUAUUCCCGAAGAUGAGGAUGAAUAUGAUGAUGACUCACGCGAAAAAGAAGUUAAUGAAGAUAUUUGUAUCAUAUGCGGUGAUAUUGGAAAAGACAGGGAGUUGUGGAUAAGAUGCGUAGUGUGUGGCCAGUGGGCACAUGAAGCUUGCGCCGGCAAUGUACGUGACGAUUAUAUUUGUGACUUUUGCCUUUGA
This is a messenger RNA of Phaedon cochleariae (mustard beetle), 603 nucleotides long. The record is from the annotation of a GenBank genome assembly. NCBI's taxonomy places the organism in Eukaryota, Metazoa, Arthropoda, Insecta, Coleoptera, Chrysomelidae.